Pungitius pungitius (ninespine stickleback) is the source of this 6602-nucleotide messenger RNA. It is a transcript of the gene pnpla7a, whose product is annotated as patatin-like phospholipase domain containing 7a. Gene Ontology annotation, molecular function: phosphatidylcholine lysophospholipase A1 activity. Lineage: Eukaryota; Metazoa; Chordata; Actinopteri; Perciformes; Gasterosteidae. The record is from RefSeq and is a predicted model, not a curated record. Gene Ontology annotation, biological process: lipid metabolic process. The coding region runs from base 102 to 4160 and encodes 1352 amino acids. The transcript has 36 exons. Gene Ontology annotation, cellular component: endoplasmic reticulum.
GAAGAUGGGCGGUGCCAAGCAAGGUACACACAGCAUACAGAAAACUUUAAGCAACAUGCUAACUUUGAGUCUGUAAGGCUAUAUUACCAGCUUGACGCGACAUGUCAGAUUUGCUCGAAAGGAUGCAAUGUAAAGCAGAGGACGAGAGAGACCUCUGCAGACUGGCGAGGGCGAGUUCACUGCUGUUGAACAGCAAACAUGAACUCAGCGCGCGGCUGCAACAGUUUGUGGAGGAGAGGAUGCAGACCACCAUGCUCACAGGUGUGCUGAUUGGCGCAGCAGUUGCCGUCUCACUGAUCGGAAUUGUGGUGCUUUUCCUUUACAGGAGAUUCAAGCUUGCUCGUGAAAAACAGCCUGGUGUACCUCAGUAUCGCUUCAGAAAACGAGAUAAAGUGCUUUUCUAUGGAAGGAAAAUAAUGCGAAAGGUCCAGACGCUGUCAUCGAUUCCUCCCAACUCUGCCUCAGUGGCGAAGCCACCGCAGCGCAUCCGCAAAAGAACCAAAGUUUUAAACAUAGCUAGCAAAUUUCUAAGGAUCGGCAAAGAUCCUCCCACCCUGCAGCCUAAGGAACCUCCCCCUUCUCUGCUGGAGGCUGACCUAACGGAGUUUGAUGUGCAGAGCUCAAACAUGCCCUCAGAGGUCCUCUACAUGUUGAAGAAUGUCAGAGUCUUGGGCCAUUUUGAGAAGCCCCUGUUCCUAGAGCUGUGUCGACACAUGGUGCUUAUUGAACUGCAGGAGGGUGAAAGUCUUUUCCGGCCAGGGGACAAUGACAAUAGCAUUUUUGUGGUCCAGGCUGGACGACUCGAGCUCUGCAUCCACGAGAAGGAUGGUACUGAACCCGUGGUGAAGGAUGUGGUCGCUGGAGAUAGCGUCCACAGCUUGCUCAGUAUUUUGGACAUCAUCACUGGUUAUCCGGCUCCAUAUAAGACUGUUUGUGCACGAGCUGCAACGCGCGCAACCAUCUUACGUUUACCUGCAUCCGCAUUUGAGUCCGUGUUUGAGAAGUACCCAGAGACACUUGUUCGCGUCAUUCAGAUAAUCAUGGUGCGCCUCCAAAGAGUCACCUUCUUGGCGCUGCAUGACUAUCUGGGCCUGACAACGGAGCUCUUCAAUCCGGAGUGUCUGGCGGUGCCCCUGUCCAACAUAAACAGUGUGAUGGCCGAUGGGACCACUGCGAAGACGACCCGACGCUUGUACUUCCAGGACGAGUUACCCACCGGGGCCACGGAGAGCUCCUCAGAGACAGAUGGUGUUAACGACAGUCCUUCAAGCAGCCACAGGAAGCUGCGUUCCACCUCGAUGCCCACAGACUGCUCAGGUAAUGACCUGAACAUGGCUUGUGAGCGAGCUCGGGUCGCUAUGGAUGAAGCGUCAUCAAGUCCUGUCACUCCCAAAUCAAGUCUGAAGAAGAGUGUGACAGUGCAGCAAACCCCCUCCGAAGUGUUUCACUACACCGACAGCGGGGGGCACCCUGAUGCCACCAACUGCAUCAAGAGUGGCACAAUCCUCCAGGCCGCUAAGAAGGACCUGCUAGGAAUCAUCCAGCUGCAGGACCCCAGCCUACUUGAUGGCAGAGUGACCCUCCAUCAAGUCAAAGCUGGUGCUGUGGUGGCAUGUCAGGGAGACCAGGAGGUGAGCAUCCAGUUUGUGAUCUCCGGCCUCCUCCAUGUGUACCAACGGAUGAUCGACCGUGAAAAAGAGACGCGUCUGUUUGUGACGCACCCCGGAGAGCUGGUCGGUCAACUUGCUGUUCUGACCGGAGAGCCCCUCAUAUUCACUGUUCGAGCCCUGCGAGACUGCAGCUUCCUCUCCAUUUCCAAAACCCACUUCUAUGAAAUAAUGCGCGCGGAGCCAAAGGUUGUGCUGAAUGUUGCUCACACCGUGGUGAGGAGGAUGUCCUCCUUCGUCAGACAGAUAGACUUUGCUCUCGACUGGAUGGCUGUGGAGGCGGGCAGGGCAGUCUACAGGCAAGGAGAGAGAUCUGACAGUACUUUCAUAGUGCUGAGUGGUCGACUGCGCUCUGUAAUCCUGAAGGAAGACGGGAAGAAGGAGCUCAUAGGAGAGUACGGACGAGGCGACCUGAUUGGAGUGGUGGAGACCCUAACCCAUCAGAACAGAGCCACCACAGUGCACGCUGUACGAGACUCUGAGCUGGCUAAGUUACCAGAAGGAGCUCUUAGCUCCAUCAAGAGAAAGUUCCCACAGGUUGUCACCAGGUUGAUCCACUUACUGGGACAGAAGAUCCUCCAGCAGGUCAAUGGUCCUCUGACAGCUCGCAGCUUGGCCCUCCACACUCCUGGCAGUAAGUGGGAUGCAGGGAGCCAGGCCUCCAAUCUUUCCACUGUGACAGUCCUGCCUGUAUCAGAAGAAGUACCUCUAACUGCCUUCACCCUGGAGCUGCAGCAUGCACUCAUAGCAAUCGGUCCUACUCUUCUGCUGACUAGCGACGUCAUCAAACAGCGGCUUGGAGCUGCAGCACUAGACAGUGUCCAUGAGUAUCGUCUGUCCAGCUGGCUGGGCCAGCAGGAAGACCUCCAUCGCAUUGUUCUUUACCAGACGGACUACACGCUGACCCCGUGGACACAGCGGUGCAUUCGUCAGGCUGACUGCAUCAUCAUCGUGGGACUAGGGGACCAGGACCCUGCUGUUGGAGGGCUGGAGCGCAUGUUGGAAGGAAGUGCAGUGCGGGCCCAGAAGCAGCUGGUGCUUUUGCACAGAGAAGACGGCCCCCCACCCAAAGGAACUGUGGACUGGCUCAACAUGCGGAGCUGGAUCUCCAGACACCUCCACCUCUCGUGUCCCAGAAGGGUCUUCUCUAAGAGGAGUCUUCCCAAACUGUUGGAGCUGUAUCAACGUGUGUUUGAGAAGCCAGCAGACCGUCACUCCGACUUCUCGCGCCUGGCUCGAGUCCUUACAGGCAAUGUUAUUGCCCUCAUUCUGGGAGGAGGAGGGGCCAGGGGCUGUUCCCAGGUGGGGAUAAUGCGAGCUCUCUGCGAGGCCGGCAUCCCAGUGGACCUUAUUGGUGGCACCUCAAUCGGUUCCCUGAUGGGGGCACUAUAUGCCGAGGACCGCAGCCACAGCCGCAUGAGGAUGAGGGCCAAAGAAUGGGCGAUGGAAAUGACAUCCGUGUUUAAGAAGUUCCUUGAUUUGACGUACCCAGUCACCUCCAUGUUCUCCGGUGCGGCCUUCAACUCCAGCAUUAGCAAUGUCUUCAAGAGCAAACAGAUUGAGGAUCUACGGAUUCCGUAUUUCAAUAUUACGACUGACAUCACUUCCUCUGCCAUGAGAGUACACACUGAUGGGUCUCUGUGGCGGUAUGUUCGUGCCAGCAUGUCUCUGUCUGGGUAUCUGCCUCCGCUCUGCGACCCCAAAGAUGGCCACCUGCUGAUGGACGGAGGCUACAUCAACAACCUGCCUGCUGAUGUGGCACGCUCCAUGGGGGCCAAAGUGGUGAUAGCUAUCGACGUGGGCAGCCGGGAUGAAACCAACCUCACUAAUUACGGCGACUCGCUCUCCGGCUGGUGGCUGCUAUGGAAACGCCUCAACCCUCUAGCUGAGAAAGUGAAGGUGUUAAACAUGGCGGAGAUUCAGACCCGGCUGGCCUACGUGUGCUGCGUCAGGCAACUGGAGUCUGUGAAGAGCAGCGACUACUGCGAGUAUAUCAGGCCUCCAAUCGACCGAUACAGAACACUAGAGUUUGGCAAGUUUGAUGAGAUUGCCGAGGUGGGUUACCAGCACGGAAAGACUGUCUUUGACGUGUGGAUUCGCAGUGGAGUGGUGGACAAAAUGUUGAAAGACCGACACCAAGAGGAGUUCCACAACACCCAAAGCAAGAACAAUGUGCUCUCAUGUCCCAAUGCUUCCUUUACUGACCUGGCGGAAAUUGUGUCCCGCAUCGAGCCCGUCAAACCUGCUCUGGUGGAUGAGGAGUCAGACUACCACACUGACUAUGACGAGGAGGCGGUGGAGAGCGCUCUGUCUGACAUGGAGCUAUACAAUCGCCCCGGAGAGCACACUGAAGGGGAGGAGACUGCUGACACGGAUGAAGAGCUGGAAGGGAGACGCCACACGGCCUCACGCUCCAGCAGCCGCCCCCUGACCCCCACCAUCUCCGACAGCCCGUCAACCAAGGACGUCCUCUCCCAACAGCCCAUCGAGUGAAGACCAGUCUCAUGAACUCAGUACCAUCAGGUCUUCCCAAUUUGACCUGCAUGUCGCCCUAGUCCGUCCCACAUGACUACUGCCCUUGAGACCGUCAGAAUGACUGCAUUCACCACCCUGGCCUCGUUAGACGUGUGGCUGACGAAUGGCAACACAGGCAGCUAGUAUCAGAAAUCCAAAUACUAUGCAUUCCUCUUUCCAAGAGCAGCUGCCAAUCUAAUCCUUUUUAGGGACAGUCGAGACUACCAUGUAACUUUACAAGAAUCACAACAGUCCAGUCCAACAUACAACAUUGGCAAUUCUAUUCCAAAAAAUAUGUUACAUUUAACCAGCUGAAAACCUUUGGUUGGUUACACUCAGAUUUCCAGCCAUAUUUGACAUAGUUACUCAGUUAAUUUCAACUACAAAACAACUUUAUUCUGACUGUUAUCUGUACAAAGGGAUAGUUUGGAAAUAUAUUCUAUCUCUGACCCUUUUGCCACACACACACACAAAGACUAUGUAUAAAGAUUACAAAACGUCUAAAAGUUGUCACUUUUGCCCUUUUCUUUUGAAAUUCAGAUACAAACACAUUUCCUCUUCACAAUCUCAAACUUGGAAACAUAACACAAAUUAUCUACCUGACUAGAAACCACCAGAGGACUGUAAGAAACGUGCUCAGUGACUACUUCAACUUGUACAUCGGUACAGUUAAAUGCCUUCCAAAUCAUACAGUAUUUUUAUAAAUUCAAUCCAGUCUGUAAAAACCUCAUUUCAUUUUUGGUACCGUCGUUGAAAAUGUGUGAAUUAAAUCAUGUUUAUUAGACGUCACAGGUGUUGUGCUGGACUACAUUAUAUUGAGGGGUUUCUCUGUACAUACAAUACAGUCCAGGACAACACCACCAAAUUUUGAGCUAAGUUGACUAAGUUGAAAAAUAUUUUUGGAAAUACUGGACACAACAGUUGUAUUGGAUUACACCUGAAAAAGUGGCAUUGCGAAAUAGACUUUAAAAAAAAAAAAAAUCCAAAAAGCUUCCUUUUGUGUUUUUAACAUUCAGUCAGUCACAUGGACAAGUCGAGUCAUUUAAAGUCAGAAAGGAAGCAAAACAAGCAGCACACACUCUGCCAGGGCAGCUUUUGGUUUGCCGGGGACAGGGAGGGAACUAAAGAUUGCAAUCCACUUCAAAGCACUCGUUACCCACUCAGCGCGCCCCCCUCCCCCCCCUUUGUAAUCAGGACUGGAUCUAUCAGACAGACUGCCGGCAGACAGCGUGGAUCUGCUGGGAGAGCCCUGAAGCCGCUUCUCACGUCACGACAGCUGAUGCACAGGGACAGUUCUUCACAGGAACAUGUUGGAAGUUAUUUGGCUCGCACAUGUUUUUGUGAUUUUCAACUGGCAUUAACAUUAUCAGCUGCCUACUGAUUAUAUUCAAACAGUUAACUGCAUAUUGUAUUAUUUAUUUUAUGUAAACAGGCCCUAGAGGAUUUUAAACACAAGCUACAACAUCUGUAUAAUCACUCAAAGUGCAGCGCAAUGCAGAAAUGCACUAAUAGUUGUAUAGCCUUGUUGAACCUGCCUCUGUAACUUUUAACCAUUUGAACUUAUUUCUCAACCAUAAUCACAACUAGAGCUGCAUAUUUUCAAUGAUCUUUAUUUAAUUUUGUGUGAAGAGAUUAAUCUUUUGGCAUAUAUUAUGUAAUAGAAUGAUGUGAAAUUGAUCAAAUUUCUUCUUGCCUAAUCAAUCAAUUACCAGAGCCCCAGCAAGGCCGAAUAAUGUUUGAGGAUUCUUUCAUAUGGUUUCAGAUAUCAUUUUGAUCAAAACACAUACUAAGACACACAUUUAACAAACUGUCUGGCAAAUUUAAAUAGGGGUUGUUUUGCAAUUUGCUGUUGCUUGGAAGCCAAUUUAUCCGUCUGCCUCUAAUCAUAAGGAUGUCGAUGCUAAUUUUGUAAUUACAUUUUCUUCUCACUUGAUAAAGCACCCUGUGAGCCUCACAGUAUGAAGCUGUGAUCUCAGCUAAUACUGGUGCUACAGUUCCUGCUGCCUUACACGUGUAAAGAGAGAAGAAACCCUGUGAUACGCAUAUGGUGUUUGUUUUUUUUAAACGCAGAUGGAAUGUGGGAGCAAAGCAGACGUUCGUGGUUGACCGAUGAAGUAAUUGUGUUUGCACUGGUAUUCUGUUGUACCUUUUGGGUGGUUUCCAAAAACCGAGCACAAUGAAUCAAUGUUGUCUGGCAGAAUGAAUGUUUCACUACUUUAUUAAAUGGGACAUGGUAAUGGAUGAAGUGCUGAUGUAAUGUGUGGAACUGUGCCAUAAAGUUAAUGUUACAAAGCCUUAGAUGACCUGUACGGGAGGAAACAACAUUUGUCCAAUGAUGAAUGUUUACCGUUAAGCCUAAUCAGUUGCUUUUCUAAGAGGAGUUGAUAAUCAAUUGUUACUAAUAAAAAGUUUGUUGUUGUA